Molecule: messenger RNA, 931 nt
Organism: Lactuca virosa
Lineage: Eukaryota; Viridiplantae; Streptophyta; Magnoliopsida; Asterales; Asteraceae
Source: the annotation of a GenBank genome assembly
CCUCGCCCCAAAAAAACAUAUUUUCCAUUCGACUUCGAAUAUACUUCAUUCUCGUAUUUCAUAUAAUCAAAUACAAACGCUUUCCUGAGCAUUCACGCAUGACGAACUGCUGCUGAUCUUCAUCAACUCAAAGCUAGAAGGAGAUUACUCAUGUAUGCAAUGGAUCAAUUUGAUAACCUCUACAAGGAGCGCAUUGCUGCACUUCUUAGAGUAAUGUAUGCCACUAAGUAUGUUAAAGAUGAUAAUGUUCCAGCUCUUAUUGAAGAGGGUCUCUAUUUGGGUUCUAUUGGAGCUGCUAAUAACAAGAGCCUUUUGAAAAGCUCGAAUGUUACACACAUUUUAACUGUUGCCAAUUCACUACCUCCUACAUUCCCUAAUGAUUUCACCUACAAAAUUGUUGAUGUUCCAGAUAGAGAACAUGUAAAUAUUGCACAGUUCUUCGAUGAGUGUUUUAGUUUCAUUGAAGAAGCUAAAAGAACAGGUGGCGUAUUAGUACAUUGCUUUGUGGGAAGAUCCAGAAGUGUUACUAUUGUUGUGGCAUAUCUGAUGAAAAAACAUGGUAUGAGUGUAUCUGAAGCUUUACAACUUGUGAAAAGUAAACGAAGUGUGGCUUCUCCAAACUCUGGAUUUAUGUCACAGCUUCACAACUAUGAGAAAUCUCUUCGAGGAGUUUAAGUGUUAAGGUGAUAAUGUGAUGCGCAAGUUCAUACUUGUAUUUUCCAUAGUGGAAAAUAUAUUUACAAAUUUGAUCUUUAUUUCUAUUAAUAUUUUCAAAUGAAGAUUAAUGUAUAUAUUUUACAUUAAUAAUACUAUAAGGGGCCAAAGUGAACAUUCUGUAUUAUUCAUCGGUUUGAAAAUUGAAACAAUAUUAACCCUUGAAAAAAGCAAAAUUUGUAAUUCGCUUUUGUGUAAUGUGUAAUUGGCAAACUGG